Aspergillus pseudonomiae is the source of this 347-nucleotide messenger RNA. RefSeq lists its product as uncharacterized. The transcript has a single exon. NCBI's taxonomy places the organism in Eukaryota, Fungi, Ascomycota, Eurotiomycetes, Eurotiales, Aspergillaceae. The record is from RefSeq and is a predicted model, not a curated record. Bases 116 to 304 code for a protein of 62 amino acids.
UCCAGAAUAAUGAUGGCCGUCUCAAGUUCCUCGUGAGUGUAGAUAAUACUAUUGGUGCACAACUAGCCAUGCUGAUAUUCUUCUAGGGGCCUUGAAAUUGGCAACUCCAGAGGCAAUGCCAGGAAAAAGAUCUGUUACAGUGAACCUUGUCAUCUCCCAAGACCAGUCUCUCCUACUCUUCUUGUUAUUCUUAUUCUUUCCUAAUUUUUCUUUCUCCUGUCAUUCUUCGUCAUUAUUCUUUUAUCACUUUACUGUUAUUGUUCUUGUUAUUUUCAGAGCCGAACACGAACCUAUCUUCGAAUAGCUUAUAUUUUUCUACUAUAGCAAUACAAGAGGUGUUUAAAUUC